AUGCCUACCACUGCCGGUCAGCGAACCACCUCCCGCAAGAAGAGCGUUGGCGACGCAUCGCUGAAGAAGUUUGCGUGCCAGUACGAUUCCUGUGGCAGGAGCUUCACCAGAUCCGAGCACCUCCAGAGGCACCUGCUCAACCACACGGCCGGCCAGAGCACGUGCGAGCGGUGCAGGGCGCACUUUAAGCGGCGGGAUCUGCUGGAACGACACAUGGCCCGCCACCGCCAGAAAGAUGCAGAGGCCGGAGGAGGCGAGGGCUCCGGCACCCUGAACACCAGGAAACGAAUGUGGAAGGACGCGGACGGCAACAUCGUCACCAAGCGCCCCAACCUGGGGCCGUCCACCGUCCACCCUUCCCCGCCAAGCGAGCAGCAACGCUUGUCCCCUGCGACGCCAGAGGAUGCCACCCGGGCCGCACCCGCAGAAGCGCCCAUUUCGCCGCCCAUUUCAAGCACGCUGUCGUCGCAUUCUGACGGCUACGGCCACUCCUCCGAGGACCCGGCCAUCGAUGCCUGGAUCUUUCCUCCUUUGGACCUCAGCAGCCCUGGGCCAGAGCCUGCCGUGAUUCCACCCACUGAGCUGCUGCCGCCCGAUACAGACCAAUUCUGGUCGACGGCCCAUGCAUUGCUUCCAUCAAAUUCUCAGAACACUUGCGAAGACGUGUUUCAAGAUGACAUCUUCAAUCCUGAUACUGCCAGCUCUUUCAACAUGCCAUUCACUACCAUGAGCAACUACAAUUGGCUUUUCGACGCCGACUUGUCGGCGCAGGAGCAGUUCUCGACAUCGCCAGACAUCCUGUCUGGUACGUUUUCAGCAGCAACGCACGUAGACCAAGCUCCUGAGACAAGGUCUUCCACUCAUACUUUCGCAACAGGCGUACCUUCGGAAAAUACGCCAGUUAUCUCUGAACCCAUCAUGACGGCCGACGGGGCUGCCUCCCAGCACCGCGCAGUGGUCGGUGAUAUGAGCAUUGGGGACCCCAAGACGCUUUCGCUACCGCCUUUCCCAUUUGCUAAUGGGUCCCAACCAAUCCCGAAUGACACUGCCGGUCGUUUUUCAAUACCACAGAGCUUCACUGCUCCUAACGACGAAACGAGAACUCCACGAAACCUUCCUACCCCACGCCAGGAGCGCUUGGGCGUCGACUUUGAACGGCCGUUGUCGACGAUGAACCCGUCUGCGAGCCUGCCCGUCAUUGACGGGAUCGCUCGUGCUCAGGUGCUGGAUCUAAUUGAUGUGGCUAGGCCGGUGACGCCGGAUGGGUUUUACAUUUCCCGCAAUCACCCUCUCUUGUCUCUAUCGUGCUUGCAGACCUACUGCGACUGCUACUUCACUCGUUUCAACACUGCUUAUCCCCUCCUCCACCAGCCCACUUUUGAUGCCUCGAGUGUGGAGACACUGUUGCUCGUCUCUGUCUUGUUGAUAGGUGCCACUUAUUGCGAGAAAGAUGCUCAUCAGAUGGCUGUGUGCAUUCACGACGUGCUCAGGCCUCAAAUAUUUGCCCAUGCUGGCUUCACGGCCAAGCCGGACCUUUGGGUUCUGCAGACCAUCCUCCUUGUAGAAUGCUUUGGCAAGAGCCGCGCCGGGCAGAAACAGCACGACAUGAGCCAUCUCUUCCAUGGCCUUCUCAUCAACCUCAUCCGGAGAAGUGACUGCCAGACCAUUCGCCCAUCAACCUCCGAGGACUGCUCCAGCGAUCUCGAGCAAGACUGGAGGGAGUGGGCCGAGGCAGAGCAGAAGAAACGACUUGCCUACCUAUGCUUCAUGUGGGACGUGCAACACGCCGUCCUCUUCAGCCAAUCACUCUGCAUGUCGGCCUUCGAGCUCCGCUCCACCCUGCCCUGCAACCAGCAGCUCUGGGAAGCGCACACGGCAUCGACAUGGCAGCGGAUGCGGGCGCGGCAGCGGCAGAAGCGGCCGCCCCUGUUCCUCACGGCGCUAAAGUCGUACCUGAGCGCGGGGCCGGCGCCGGCGCCGCCCACCAAGCCGCUCAACGCGCUCUCGCGCGUGCUGCUGCUGCACGGCCUCAUGUCCAUCUCGUGGGACAUGCAGCGGCGCGCGCAGACGUCGCUGGGCCUGGCCGCCGGCGACUGGUGGCACGCCCGCAUGGCUGCGUCCUACGACGCCUGGAAGGCCGACUUUGACCGCUACUGCCUCGACUACUGCGCCGCGCACCAGCAGCACCAGUCCCAGCAGCAGCUGCUGCGCGACUUCUCGGCCUUCGCCACCGCCCAUACUGCCCUCUACCAUGCCGCCCACGUCGCGCUGCACGCCGACCUCCUCGACCUCCAGAUCUACGCCGGCGCGCGCCACAUCCUCGGCCGUCCCGUCGCGCGCGCCGACUACGUCCGCUCGCAGCGCGUCGUGCGGCGCAGCAGCAGCAGCAGCAGCAGCGACAUGCGCGCCGCAAAGGCAGCCUGGCACGCCGCGCACAUACUGCGCGACGGCAUCGUCGGGCUCGACGACUUCGACGCCCACGGCCUGUUCCACUACCCCUGGACGCUGUAUCUGGCGACGCUGACGUGCUGGGCGUUUUAUCAUGCGCGGCCUGCGCUGCCUGAUGAUGAUGACGACGACGAGAUGGUCUGGGACGCCAAAGCCGAGAUGCACGCGCUCGUCAGCGGCAUGACUGCGGGCGCGGGGCCGGAGAGUUUGAGUCUGGCGCGCCAGCAGCGGCAGCAGCGCCGCGGCACGAGCGGCUUGACGGCCGUGGUGGCGGGCUGUCUGGGCCGCGUGCGCUGGGCCGUCGUGCAUGAUGGGGUCAUGGUGCUAAAGGGGUUGGUGCCGUGGCGGUUGGCGGUGCAUUCUCACCCUCCACCCGCGUCGUCUGCGCAGCAGCAGUAUCCGCCGCCGCCGCCGCCGCCGCCGCCGCCUGCGCGGCCUUGA
Molecule: messenger RNA, 2889 nt
Organism: Aplosporella prunicola CBS 121167
Lineage: Eukaryota; Fungi; Ascomycota; Dothideomycetes; Botryosphaeriales; Aplosporellaceae
Exons: 9
Coding region: 1-2889 (962 amino acids)
Biological process (GO): DNA-templated transcription; regulation of transcription by RNA polymerase II
Cellular component (GO): chromatin
Molecular function (GO): RNA polymerase II cis-regulatory region sequence-specific DNA binding; zinc ion binding; DNA-binding transcription factor activity, RNA polymerase II-specific
Source: RefSeq, a predicted model, not a curated record